This is a messenger RNA of Racocetra persica, 612 nucleotides long. NCBI's taxonomy places the organism in Eukaryota, Fungi, Glomeromycota, Glomeromycetes, Diversisporales, Gigasporaceae. The record is from the annotation of a GenBank genome assembly.
AUGUCACCAAUUACCGAACAAUUCUCAACAAUUUCCGAAAUUUUAUCAAUUUUUAAUUGGACCAAAAAAGAAAAAAUUGGUUCAUCGAAAAAAAACAUCAAAGAUGAUAAUGAUAAGAAGAUCGAUAACUAUGAAAUGACAGCAUUAACAAAAUCAUGUGAAGAGUGUAUUGGUUCAGCUUUACCAUCACAAAUAACAAUGAAUACUUUGGUAGAUUUGAUCGAUCAGACGAUCCAAGAUUCAUGUACUGAAAAUAAUUCACGAGCAUUCAAAAUAAAUUAUUAUUGGAUAUCCGAUUUUUCAACAGUAUUAAUCGUUCCAUGCGAUACAACAUUGAAGGAAUUUAAACAGUAUGCUAUUCAACAAUUUGGUGAAAAACAUUUGGUGGCAGAUGAUUGUGUUGUACUCGCACAUACUCAAAAUUUCGACCUUCUUCGAGAUGUCGUUAGAAUUAAAGAUGCAACUGAAUCAAGAAAUGCUAUACACUUUGUAGGAUUAGUAGUGAUGAACAAAAUAAAAAUUGUAUCUUCUGAAAUCGCGUGGAAAAAUUGUUUGGCAAUGAACAGUAGCGUUGUUGAGGUCACAAUCUUUUCGAAAGAAAUGCAUACUUGA